GUGCGCGGGAUGGAACCCCGAGACACCGACGGAAUGCUCCGAAUUGCCACAUAAUCCCCUGGAACGGCAGCCCCGAACGCCAUUGGCUUCUCCUUCCCAGUUCCUCCUCCUCCUCCGCCGCCGCCGCCCUCUCCCACCUUCGCUUCACCUCCUCCCGCUCCCUUCUCCUCGCUCCGGAGCUGGGGGGGGAGACGCACAGCUCCACUGCAAUGGAGCCCGCCGCCGCGGCCACGGUGCAGCGACUCCCAGAGACCAGCAGGGAGGAUCGGGCUCCGGCUCCGGCUCCGGCUCUGGCUCCGGCUCCGGCGGCGGCGGCAGCUCUGGCGGGGACGGCGGGGGGCGGCGGCCGGAGCCCAGGGAGCCCCCUGCCCUCGGGGACCCCGAACGUGCAGUUCCUGUCCGGCAGCGGGGCCGGGGAGGAGGCCCCCGCCGGGGCGCUGCCGGGCAAAGCCGGGGGCACCGUGCGGAGGAGGAGGAGAGGGGCGCCCCUGCUCGCGGCCAACGGGGCUCCCCCGGCGCCCGGGGCGGGCAGCGGCGCGAACUCCCUGCUCCUGCGAAGGGGGCGGCUGAAGAGGAAUCUGUCCGCCGCCGCCACCUCCUCCUCCUCCUCCUCCUCCUCCUCCUCCUCUUCCUCCUCCUCUUCUUCCUCGGCCGCCGCCGCCUCCCACUCCUCCAGCGCUGCCAGCCUGGCCGCCUCUUGCUCGGCCUCGGCGUCGCUGUGCACCCGGAGCCUGGACAGGAAGACGCUGCUGCUGAAGCAUAGACAGAUGAUGCAGCUGCAGCCGUCCGACCGGGACUGGGUGAGGCACCAGCUGCAGCGGGGCUGCGUGCACGUCUUCGACCGCCACAUGGCCUCGACUUACCUGCGCCCAGUGCUCUGCACGCUGGACACCACGGCCGGCGAGGUGGCGGCCCGCCUGCUGCAGCUGGGGCACAAAGGCGGCGGAGGCGGCGUGGUGAUGAAGGUUCUGGGCAGGGGGCCCUCGCCGCCGGCCCAGCCCCAGCCGCACUGGCGGGGACCUGCUGCGGACGCCCCGACGGCCGGCCACGGUGGCGUCCCCUCCGGCGGUUGCGGCGGGCAGGUGGCCCGGGGCCCCGAAGGCCCCGGCUCCCGUCCCGGAUUGACAGCGCCCGACGAUGAGCCCGGGGUGCAGCACGCGAGGAAGAACGGGCUUGGGGAGCCAGCCGAGCCCGCCGUCGGGGGGAAGCCGCGCACGCCCCCGGGGGAUCUGCCUCUCCGGAGCGACGGGGCGGGGAGAUUUGUGGGGUGCCUGACCCACGGCAGCCCAGCGCCUUCGGACUUCAGCCCCGGGGUUCUGUACGCAGGGGUUCCCGGCUCCCUGCUGGGUGACCUGCGGCCGGUGGACGGCGUGGUGGGAGGCCCGGCCUCGGACACCGAGAGUUUCAGCCUGAGCCCCAGCGCCGAGAGCGUGUCCGACCGACUGGACCCCUAUAGCAGCGGCGGCGGCGGCGGCAGCUCCUCCUCCGAGGAGCUGGAGGCCGAUUCCACCCCUACCUCUACCCCUGCCACUGCCCCUGCCCCGGCGCCGACGGAGGGGUCGGGCCUCGCCCAUCACCCGGACGGCUCAGCUCCGUCUCGGGCGGUGGGGCCAGUGGCAGAGAAGCCCAGCGAUUUCCCACCACUCCAUCCUUCACUUGCUGCCCCAGCACAGUCACCACCGAAAGCCCAGAAGGGGGUGGACAGCCGGGGUGGGGUCGCCCAGGACGGGCCUCUGGAGAAGACGACUGCAGGAGGAAUUAGUGGGGAGCUCAAGUCAUUGCCUCCUGGGUACGGAGGAGCUGCGGACAAGACAGCCCCUAUGCCAGCCCUGUACGUGCAGUUUCACGGGGAGACCACCCGUCGGCUGGAGGCACACGAGAAGCCACUGCAGAUCCAAAAUGACUACCUCUUCCAACUGGGAUUUAGGGAGCUAUGGAGGGUGCAGGAGGAGGGCAUGGAUUCGGAGAUCGGGUGCCUCAUCCGCUUCUAUGCAGGAAAGCCCCAUAGCACUGGUAGCUCUGAGCGGAUUCAGCUCUCAGGAAUGUACAAUGUGCGAAAAGGGAAAAUGCAGUUACCAGUGAACCGAUGGACAAGACGCCAAGUUAUCCUGUGUGGAACGUGCCUGAUUGUGUCCUCUGUGAAAGACAGCUUGACCGGAAAGAUGCACGUCCUUCCACUAAUUGGUGGAAAAGUUGAAGAAGUAAAGAAGCACCAGCACUGUUUAGCCUUCAGUUCCUCUGGACCUCAAAGCCAGACCUAUUACAUUUGUUUUGAUACUUUCACCGAGUACUUAAGGUGGCUUCGACAAGUAUCCAAGGUUGCCUCACAGCGUAUCAGCUCAGUGGACCUUUCGUGCUGUAGCCUCGAACAUCUGCCUGCCAACCUCUUCUACAGCCAAGACCUCACUCAUCUCAAUUUAAAGCAAAACUUCCUAAGGCAGAAUCCCAGCUCUCCAGCUAGCAGAGGACUUGGUGAACUUAGAAGGUUUACCAAGUUGAAGAGCCUUAAUCUUUCCAGUAACCAUCUCGGAGAUUUCCCUCUGGCAGUAUGCAAUAUCCCAACCUUGACUGAGCUGAACGUGUCCUGCAAUGCCCUCAGAACUGUUCCAGCAGCAGCAGGAGAUAUGCACAACUUACAGACGUUUUUGUUGGAUGGUAACUAUCUUCAGUCUCUUCCUGCUGAGUUGGAGAAUAUGCAGCAGCUCAGUUACCUAGGACUGUCCUUCAAUGAAUUCACAGACAUUCCAAAGGUUUUGGAGAAACUGACUGCUGUAGAUAAACUUUGUAUGUCUGGAAAUUGUAUGGAGACCCUCAACCUGCAGGCUUUAAGAAGAAUGCCACACAUUAAGCACGUGGAUUUAAGAUUGAAUGUAAUUAGGAAGCUGAUGGUGCAGGAGGUGGACUUCCUUCCACAUGUGACUCAGCUAGACUUACGAGAUAAUAAGCUCGGUGAUCUGGAUGCAACGGUUUUCAACAAUCUUGAAGUUCUGCACUGUGAAAGGAACCAGUUGGUGACACUCAAUGUUUGUGGCUAUUUGCUCAAAGCACUCUAUGCCUCUUCAAACGAACUUGUGCAACUCGAUGUUUACCCAGUUCCGAAUCAUCUGACCUUCAUGGAUGUUUCUAGGAACCACCUGGAAAGCAUGCCUGAGUGGGUUUGUGAGAGCCGCAAGCUAGAAGUGUUGGACAUUGGUCAUAACCAGAUCCGUGAGCUCCCUGCGAGCUUGUUUUGUAAUAGUAGUCUUCGUAAACUGCUGUUAGGGCAUAACCAGCUAACCAGGCUACCAGAAAGACUGGAGAGAACCCAGGUGGAAGUUCUAGAUGUUCAGCACAACCAGCUUGUGGAGCUACCACCCAAUCUGCUGAUGAAGGCUGACAGCUUGAGGUUCCUAAAUGCAUCUGCCAACAAGCUGGAAACCAUUCCUCCAGCCACGCUUUCUGAAGAGACAAGCAGCAUCUUGCAGGAGCUGUACUUGACCAACAACCACCUCACUGACAAAUGUGUGCCCUUGUUAAUAGGACACCCUCACUUGAAGAUUCUACAUAUGGCCUAUAAUCGGCUGCAGAGUUUUCCAGCAAGUAAAAUGGCCAAAUUGGAGGAGCUGGAGGAAAUCGAUAUCAGUGGGAACAAAUUGAAAGCCAUUCCAACCACUAUCAUGAACUGCAGGCGGAUGCACACAGUGAUCGCCCACUCUAACUGUAUCGAAGUCUUCCCUGAAGUCAUGCAGCUAACAGAAAUCAAGUGUGUGGACCUGAGCUGUAAUGAGCUAAGUGAAGUCACAUUACCUGAAAACCUGCCUUCAAAGCUACAAGAACUAGACUUGACUGGAAACCCUCGGCUCGCCCUGGAUCACAAAACCCUGGAGCUGUUGAAUAAUAUCCGAUGUUUUAAGAUUGACCAGCCUUCAGCCGGUGAUGCUUCAGGGGCCCCAGCUGUAUGGAGCCAUGGCUACACAGAAGCCUCGGGUGUAAAGAAUAAGUUGUGUGUUGCAGCCCUGUCAGCGAAUAAUUUCUGUGACAACCGAGAGGCUCUAUAUGGAGUCUUUGAUGGAGACCGCAAUGUAGAAGUGCCGUAUCUUCUUCAGUGCACCAUGAGUGACAUUCUGGCGGAGGAACUACAGAAAACAAAAAAUGAAGAGGAGUAUAUGGUCAACACUUUCAUUGUCAUGCAAAGGAAACUUGGAACUGCUGGGCAAAAACUUGGGGGCUCUGCUGUCCUGUGUCAUAUAAAGCAUGAUCCUAUGGACCCCGGAGGAUAUUUCACCUUGACCUCUGCUAAUGUGGGAAAGUGCCAAACAGUUCUCUGCCGGAAUGGGAAACCUCUGCCUCUGUCGAAAUCCUACAUCAUGAGCUGUGAAGAGGAGUUGAAGAGAAUCAAGCAGCAUAAAGCCAUUAUCACUGAGGAUGGCAAGGUGAAUGGAGUAACUGAAUCCACGCGGAUUUUGGGCUACACCUUUCUCCACCCAAGUGUUGUUCCCCGUCCCCAUGUGCAGUCAGUGACAUUGACACCACAGGAUGAGUUCUUCAUCUUGGGCAGCAAGGGGCUGUGGGAUAGCCUGUCCAUCGACGAGGCAGUCCAGGCUGUGCGGAACGUGCCUGAUGCCUUAGCUGCAGCCAAGAAGCUGUGCACUCUGGCCCAGAGUUACGGCUGUAACGACAGCAUCAGUGCCGUAGUGGUGCAGCUCAACGUCACUGAGGACAGCUUCUGCUGCUGCGAGCUCGGCGGAAGCGGGGUCCCCCCUCCAAGCCCAGGUAUCUUUCCUCCCUCAGUCAAUGUGGUGAUCAAAGACCGGCCUUCUGACGGGCUCGGGGUGCCCUCCUCCAGCAGCGGCAUGGCCUCUGAAAUCAGCAGUGAGAUCUCCACCUCAGAGAUGAGCAGUGAGGUGGGAUCCACAGCCUCAGAUGAGCCCCCCCCAGGAGUGCUGAGCGAGAGCAGUCCUGCCUACCCCAGCGAGCAGCGCUGCAUGCUCCAUCCUGUCUGUCUGUCCAGCUCCUUCCAGCGACAGCUCUCCAGCGCCACCUUCUCCAGUGCCUUCUCUGACAACGGCCUCGACAGCGACGACGAAGAGCCCAUUGAGGGUGUCUUCACCAAUGGCAGCAGGGUGGAGGUGGAGGUGGACAUUCACUGCGGCCAAGCCAAGGAGAAGGAGAAGCAGCAGCAGCAGCAGCAGCAGCAGCUGCUUCAAGCGCCGGCAGAGGCCAGUGAUGAGGGCAUAGUUAUCAGCGCCAACGAGGAUGAGGCGGGUCUGCCCAGGAAGGCCGACUUCUCUGCCACCGGAACCAUAGGGCGCAGGCGGGGUAAUGGCUCUGUGGCACCCCAGGAGAGGAGCCACAACAUGAUAGAGGUGGCUGCUGAGGCGCCCCUCCGAAAAACAGGGGGCUACUUUGCAGCCCCAGCUCAGCCCGACCCUGACGAUCAGUUUAUCAUCCCACCUGAGCUGGAAGAGGAAGUCAAAGAAAUCAUGAAACACCACCAGGAGCAGCAGCAGCAGCAGCAGCAGCAGCAGCAGAGGCAGUAUCAGAUGGACCACCUGCCGGACUAUUAUGAUACACCACUAUGACCCAGUGCAAGUACUGUUUAAAAAAUAAUAAUAAACUAACCAGAAAAGACUGAGUCGAAAGAGUCUCCCAGGCUCACAUUAAACCAGGGGUUUUACUCCACUUUGUCCUCCCUUCCGCUCUCCCUAACUCCGUCAUUUGCCUUUGCAGCUAAUCUGUAGGUCCUCUCCUCUGUUUGUUAUUUUUUAAUAAUUACCAUGUUUCUUCUAGUGAUGCUUUACCAAUAUGAUUUUAACUGGUUAACCCUUCCCCUUCCCCUUUCCUCCUCCCCUAACAUAUCAGAAGUGUAAAGACAAAGAACAAAAGGUUUAAUAUAUUGCAGAGAAACAGAUAAUGGUGAUGUAAUAUUUUUUAAAAAUGGCUUUUUUUUUUUGUUGUUUGUUUGUUUGGAAGACAGGGCAGGUUGCCAGUUCUCAAUGAUUCAGUAAUAUUGUAAUACUGUAUUUCUUUGGGGGGGGGGAAGGCUUUUUUUUUUUUUUUUUGGUCUUGAAAAUGAUAGACAUUUGUAGAAUAUGGAGACUAACUCCUAGGAGUUGCUUUACUCUGUCAGGUGACUGAAGUCACUGAGAUUCACUAAUUUUCUCUGAGAGAACAGUUGAUUGGGAAAUUAUUACUGUAAAUAGCUCAGUGUUGUAUAGUGAUGCUUAAAAUGUUUUGUAGUCUCAGCAUAAGGACACAGCCUGAAUAACUGACUUUGUGUUCUCCUCCUCCCACCUCCCCACCAAGUCCCACCUUAUUUAUACCUGGCCCUCUAGGGACUUUGGUUCACGCUCAUUUUGUGGUGAGCCUAAGUGGCCAGACCAGCUAUUUACAAAUAAGGUGGUUCUUAGGCCACUGCAUAACAACCUGCAUCCAGUGGGCCUCUGAUUUUUCCCCUUCUCCUCUUCCUUCCCUCAAAUACCUACUUUUCCAGACAUUUUUUAUUUGUGUUCCUUAUUGCUGCCACAACCAGCAUGAUUGUAUAGAACUCAUUUAGAUCAUUUACAUACCAAGAGUUAUAUUAAAGCAGAAUGCACAAAUGAA
This is a messenger RNA of Vombatus ursinus (common wombat), 6582 nucleotides long. RefSeq names its product PH domain and leucine rich repeat protein phosphatase 1 (gene PHLPP1). Bases 210 to 5561 code for a protein of 1783 amino acids. Gene Ontology annotation, molecular function: protein binding. The record is from RefSeq and is a predicted model, not a curated record. Lineage: Eukaryota; Metazoa; Chordata; Mammalia; Diprotodontia; Vombatidae. The transcript is spliced from 17 exons.